UAAGUGGCUCAGUAGAGGUGUGCGUGUAUAUGUGUAUGUGUGUAUAGUGAAUGUGUGCGCUCGCGCCAAAAAGUCGAAAAUGUCGACAAACCUCCUCCUAUCGUGGCAGCACGGCACCCCAUACGACAAUAAUUCUCCGCGCAACGAGUGAAUUUUGUUUAAUCAUCCGAAAAUAGCGUACCCGCUCAGGACACCAUAAUAUUCGGAGUCCUUAUAUUUUUUUAAAAGUUUUUUGUUUUAUUAUUUUCUCAUUUUUCGCUAAAUUGUAUUGGUUACACGUCGAUCAUAUUCAUUGUUGCCGUUACAGACAUUAUACAAUUAUAUUAUAUUAUAAUAGUCAAAUCACAUGACAUUUUGUACGUGAUGAUGGCCAAGAUGCGGUGCUUGUUCGUAGUUAACGUGCUCGUGUUGAAGAUCAUGGUCGGUGCUGCCGAAGUAGCAAACGGUCAAGCACCGUGGACUCACAAAGACACCGCUUCAACGUCCGCCGGGACGACGAUGACGGACGUCCGGAACGUGAUUUCGCCGCGGAUGGACUUCGAAGAGUGGACGCCGUUGGGCCGCGGCGAUCCGCUUAAAAACGACCCGACGUUCGACUACCUGCCGCCGGUGCUGGACCGAGUGCACUAUUGGAAACCGCCGCCGCCGGCCACUAACCGCGCGCACUUCUACUCGUCCGCGUCCACCGCGACGCCGACCACGCCGCCGUCGCAGGCUGUUCACGGCGGUUACAACCGACGGUUUUUCCUGACAGAUUUCUCGAAAAGGGAACCGGUAGUCGCGACUUACGCGGCAAUCAAGAGGCCGCCGCCCAACAACAGUCUGCUUCAGCCUCACCAUUAUCACCAGCACAACCAUCACCACCCGCAGCAGCAGCAGCAACAACAACAACAACAACAACAAAUCCAACACCACUCGCAAACGCUACAAGCGACACCCGCGGCCGGUUACCACUACUCGAUGCAUCCGGCCGCGCCCGUGCCCAGGACUCCGCUGCCGAUGCUCACUCCGCCGCCUUACCAACAGUGGCCGGCCACGGCGAGCGAUGUUCAGCGACAGUCGUCGUCGUCGCCGGACGUCCCAGGCAACGCGGUGGCCGAGAGCAAACAACCGCCGCCGACUAUGGUUCGGGCGCCCGCGUUACCCGUCUCGCCGUCGUCACAUCAUUUAGCUGUCGUCAAGGCUCUGUUGGACAACGAAAUCGACCGGACCACUGUCACGACCACCGGUACCGCGAUCACCGCGGCCGCUUGUAUGACGAGUUUUGAAAUUCGCAACUCAUUCGGUUCCUCAAAAUCAAAAUUAUAUGAAGUCUGAGUGGCUAGCAAUAUGUAUGGAAAUAUGACAGUAGCUCUAUCUUAGUAAUAAUUAAUAUUUUUGAAACUUU
Messenger RNA from Melanaphis sacchari, 1387 nucleotides. RefSeq names its product extensin-like. The transcript has 2 exons. Lineage: Eukaryota; Metazoa; Arthropoda; Insecta; Hemiptera; Aphididae. The record is from RefSeq and is a predicted model, not a curated record. The coding region runs from base 364 to 1317 and encodes 317 amino acids.